CGCGCGGGAAAUUUUUUCAUUCGGGCGAGGAACUUGGUAAGACUAGUGGUUUGUUAUCUCAAGCUGUCUUCAUUUUACAUCCAAACAAAUUUUAAACAACUUUACAUAAAUCCAAGUCAAAAUGUUUGAGGCAAAACUUGAAGAUGGCACACCUUUAAAAAAACUGAUAGAAUCAAUGAAAGAUUUAUUCACUGAUGUAAAUUUUGAUUGUACAGCAGCAGGAAUAAGCUGUCAAGCUAUGGACAGUAGUCACGUUUGUCUGUGCUCAGUCCUGUUAAAAGCAGACUCGUUUGACCCUUACAGAUGUGAUCGCAAUUUAACAUUAGGAAUGAACUGCGUAACUUUGUCCAAAAUAUUAAAGUGCGCAGGCAAUGAUGAAUCAAUCACUGUUCGAGCUGAAGACAAUGCAGAUACGGUUUCGUUUGUCUAUGAAAAACCAAAUCAGGAGCGUGUAUCAAAGUUUGAAAUGAAAGUUAUGGAUAUUGAUAGCGAACAUCUUGGAAUUCCUGACCAAGAAUACGAUGCUAUAAUUAGACUGCCAUCUCAUGAGUUCUCUAGAAUCUGUCGCGAUCUUAGUCAGUUUGGGGACACUGUUACCAUUGCUGCUACGAAAGAUGGUAUCCGAUUUUCGUGUAGUGGCGAGACUGGUAACGGAAGCAUUACUCUUCGACAAAGUUCUUCAGUUGAUUCAAAAGAAGAUGAAGAAGUUUCAAUCGAAUUAAACGAAGCUGUAACACAAACAUAUGCAAUGCGAUUUCUUAUCCUGUUUUCUAAGGCUCAAUCACUUUCAAAGAGUGUAGCUUUGUCAAUUUGUCAAGACGUUCCACUUGUUGUUGAAUACAAAAUUGGUGACUGUGGCCAUAUCAGAUAUUUCUUGGCACCAAAGAUUGAUGAUGACAUUCGAGAUGACAUGGAACAAGGGGGUGAUAAUGAUGAAGGACAGCAAAAUGAAAAUUGAUGUAACGCAAUUGUUUUAUUAACAAAUCAGCAUGAGUCCACUAAUCUGACAGUGCAACUAAUAAUGAUAUACACCCUUUUGUAGCAUAUAUUUCUAUUUGGUUUCAGCUUUAAUAUUUCAAUAUAUAUAUGUUCCGUUUUUAGUUUACCAUGGUUAGGAAUUAAAUAACAUGCUUUUGGAAAUAUAACCUUGUAUAAAUUAUUUAAAUAGAUAGUGAUUGUACAAA
Molecule: messenger RNA, 1184 nt
Organism: Hydractinia symbiolongicarpus
Lineage: Eukaryota; Metazoa; Cnidaria; Hydrozoa; Anthoathecata; Hydractiniidae
Product: proliferating cell nuclear antigen-like
Exons: 2
Coding region: 122-958 (278 amino acids)
Biological process (GO): translesion synthesis; leading strand elongation; mismatch repair
Cellular component (GO): PCNA complex
Molecular function (GO): DNA polymerase processivity factor activity; DNA binding
Source: RefSeq, a predicted model, not a curated record